AUGAAAACGGCCUAUCUGGCGUCUUUGAUACUCAUUGUAUUGACCGUCUAUGUCUUCAGGUUAGUAGCAAUACUACCUUUUUUCCACACACAAACAGAUACGGAAAAGAACACCCGAAAUGAGGCUAGCGUACUGAGAAUGCACAAGCCGUCGAAGAAACCACUCAAGAUUUUUGUAUUUUUAGGGUCUGGCGGCCAUACAGGCGAAAUGCUUCGUCUUUUGCAGAAUUACAAUGACCUUUUGCUGGAUAAGUCAACCGUAUACGUAGGCUACUCUGAUCAGGCUUCAAAGCAAAAAUUCGCCCGCCUUAUGAAGAACUUUGGUCAUUGCAAAGUGCAAUACUAUGAGUUCAUGAAGGCCAGAGAGGUCAAGGCGACUCUUUUGCAAAGUGUUAAGAGUAUCAUAGGAACAUUAGUGCAAUCUUUUGUGCACGUGAUUCAAAUCAGGUUUGCCAUGUGCGGUUCCCCUCACCUCUUCUUGUUAAACGGGCCCGGAACAUGCUGCAUAAUCUCCUUUUGGUUGAAACUUAUAGAACUCAUUGUGCUUUUCUUGGAUUCCUCCCACAUAGUCUACGUGGAAUCGCUGGCAAGAAUUAACACCCCUAGUCUGACGGGGAAGAUACUAUAUUGGAUGGUGGACGAGUUCAUCGUCCAGUGGCAAGAAUUGAGAGAUAAUUGCUUGCCCAGGUCCAAGUGGUUUGGUAUUCUCGUUUAG
Molecule: messenger RNA, 714 nt
Organism: Saccharomyces kudriavzevii IFO 1802
Lineage: Eukaryota; Fungi; Ascomycota; Saccharomycetes; Saccharomycetales; Saccharomycetaceae
Gene: ALG14
Product: N-acetylglucosaminyldiphosphodolichol N-acetylglucosaminyltransferase anchoring subunit ALG14
Exons: 1
Coding region: 1-714 (237 amino acids)
Biological process (GO): dolichol-linked oligosaccharide biosynthetic process
Cellular component (GO): UDP-N-acetylglucosamine transferase complex
Source: RefSeq, a predicted model, not a curated record